Molecule: messenger RNA, 1690 nt
Organism: Solea solea (common sole)
Lineage: Eukaryota; Metazoa; Chordata; Actinopteri; Pleuronectiformes; Soleidae
Gene: prkn
Product: parkin RBR E3 ubiquitin protein ligase
Exons: 11
Coding region: 63-1496 (477 amino acids)
Biological process (GO): protein polyubiquitination; regulation of cellular response to oxidative stress; regulation of mitochondrion organization
Cellular component (GO): ubiquitin ligase complex; Golgi apparatus; cytosol
Molecular function (GO): ubiquitin conjugating enzyme binding; zinc ion binding; ubiquitin protein ligase activity
Source: RefSeq, a predicted model, not a curated record
CUUCCGGUGCAGCACUGUGACGUCAUUCCUCCGCGACUGCGCUGUAGUUCUAAACUUUCAAAAUGACAGCGCUCUACGGGGACUACCGUACCCAGAGAGCACCGCGGCUCACAGACCGUCAACACACGGAGACUGAAGGACGAAACAUGGUGAUCGUGUUUGUGCGCUUUGACCUGGGCCCUGCCGUGGCGGUGGAGCUGCAGGAGGAGGCGAGCGUGGCCGAGCUGAAGGACGCAGUGGCGAGCCGUCACGGUGUCCAUCCAGACACGCUGCGGGUUCUGUUCGCUGGGAGAGAGCUGAGGUCGGAGGUCACACUGCAGGGUUGUGACCUCCCUGACCAGAGCACCAUCCAUGUCAUCCGUCCUUCUUCAGCCUCCUCCUCCUCCUCUCAGCAGCUCCCCCUGCAGGAGUCGAAGAGUCUGACCAGAGUGGACCUCAGCUUCUCCCGCCUCCCCUCCACAAGAGAGGAAGAGACAAGGGAGGAGGAGACAGCAGAGGAGACACAGGCUGGAGGUCAUAAAGGUCAUUGUGUGCAUACAUGCAGUACUUUCUUUGUGUACUGUAAGACAUGCGGAUCAGUGGAACCAGGAAAACUGAGAGUUCGGUGCAGUAAAUGUAAAGAGACGACGAUCACACUAAGCAGAGAUCCAUCCUGCUGGGACGACGUCCUCCUCCCUGGUCGUAUCCAUGGCAUGUGUCAAUCAGACGGUUGUGAUGGCAACGAAGCUGAGUUCUUCAUGAAGUGUGCGUCUCAUCCAACCUCAGACGAUGAACCCUCUGUGGCCCUUGACCUCAUCAUGACUAACACCAGAGACGUGCCCUGCAUCGCUUGCACUGACAUCAUGGACGUGGUCCUGGUCUUCCAGUGUCCCGAGCGUCAUGUGAUCUGUCUCGACUGUUUCCGACGUUACUGUGAAACUCGACUGAACGAGCGACAAUUUGUUCAUCACCGUGACAUCGGAUACUCUCUGCCCUGCACUGCUGGCUGCUCGGACUCUCUCAUUAAAGAAAUUCAUCACUUUAGAGUUUUGGGCAACGAACAGUAUGGGCGGUACCUACAGUACGGCGCUGAGGAGUGCCUGCUGACGAUUGGAGGGCUGAUGUGUCCAUCACCUGGCUGUGGGGCGGGGCUUGUGCCUGCUGAUGACAGCAGGAGGGUGGAGUGUGACCAACGUGCUGGCUGCGGCUUCGUAUUCUGCAGAGACUGCAGGGGGGCCUACCACCAGGGGGCGUGUCAGACACAAACUGCCCAGCCCACGGACGACGCCUCGCAGGGCUUUGUGGUGGACGAGGAGGCGUGUCUUCGGGGGAGGUGGGACCGAGAGUCGCUGCUCUUCAUCCGGGAGUCGACCAAACGCUGCCCUCAGUGUUCAGUCCCUGUGGAGCGCAACGGCGGCUGCAUGCACAUGCAGUGUUCUCUGUGCAGAGCUGAGUGGUGCUGGAUCUGUGGAGUCGCCUGGAACACUGAGUGUCUUGGACAACACUGGUUUGGAUAGUGACACUGAGGACAGACAGAGACACUGAAGACACUAGUUCUCUGUGGAUAAGACCUGUGUGCACAUAUAUUUAUAUAUAUCCUAGCUCUGCUGCAAAGGAUCAUGGGAAAAUUGUGUUGUUUAAUUGAACUGCUCAUGUUGUUUUUACUUUAUAGAAGAAUCAGGGAUUAAAAGUGAUCAUAUUGAUUGUAGAA